AUGCCAAGUGUAUCUGAGACAUAUCCCAGCAAAUUUUCGGGGGAACUUUCCAAGGUCACAAAUAUGGAUAACCAUUCCAAGCUCAGACCAGAUGAUGACAAUCCGGAUAUCACGACCGACAACAGUGAAACUAAUCACAAUGUAAGCAUCUUCGGUAAUCCCAAUAUGUUCAAUAGCGCAAACUUCGUUCAAGCAAGCAUACUCUCCAAUGAUGCCGAAAGUACCACUAAUAGCCCGAAUCUUUCUUAUACAAGCAUCUUCUCAGAUGUUCCAAGCAGCAUUGAUAAUAGCCCAGUCUCUGCUCAAACUAGCAUUUUCUCUGGUGGUCAAGAUCGCAAUGUGACUAGCCCAGUCACUGCCCAGACUAGCAUCUUCGGAAAUGCUUUAAACAGCAGUUUGACCAGCUCAACCUCUGCACAGGUCAAUGAUAAUAACCCCGAUUUGGAAAUUACCAGUGAUAUCGAUUCACGCUCAAUUAGUUCGUCCCCCGAAGCCCCCGACUUCGAUGCUCCCGCAGCUCCAGCACCAGAAACCCUCUUCCUUUCCUCGGACCAUAGCUCCCCUCCAACCUUCAAAUAUAACAUGCCAAGAACUUUUGCCGGAUUCGGCGUCAUGUUCAACAGUACCAAACGUAGUGCUGCUAUCAAAGGACAAGCGCAACGAAUUGGAGCCGGAGGUGCAGACAAGGAUGAUAGUGGUACUUAUGAUCCCAGUUUAGAACGCAAGCGAAACGUUAGAAAUACUAGAGCUAGGAAAAAUAAGGAGAAUGAGGGAGAAGAGGGAACAGCGAAGAUAGGUGCCAGUGCAAGAAAUGGGAGGAAAACUAAGGAGCAAGGUUCUUUUGAGUGGAUGAUUACGAUUAAAUUGACUAGUGAAAAGGGUUUGAAGUGUUUGAGAGAAAUUAAACCGGGUCCAGAAGGUGAUGAGAGGAAGUUUCCACCAAUUUAUGAAGCGGAUGCAUAUGUUGAUGAUUUAGGGGAUGAGAAUGAAAAUGGGAAUGGGGAUGAUGAGAUCGACUAUUCAAUUCAUUCUAGACGGAGGAAAAAGAUCAAGAUUUCACAUAACCGAAGAUCUGACGGUCUAACACUUGAAGAAUUACACGACGGGCAUCCUCAACUUCGUGGCUGUAAAGCUUGUUUCGAAGCUGGAGACGACGAAUGCUCACUUAUUGAAUAUAGUCAUGAAUGGCCCUGUGAGGGUUGUGAAGAUGCAGGUAUUGAUUGCGAAUUCAUUAUCCCGCCUGAAAUUAAACUUUCAUGCCUUCGAUGCAAAGAGAAGUUGCGAAAGAGAUGUUCCUAUGCAGAUGAUGGUGGGAAAGGUGUUGAUUCUUGCAAAGCAUGUGAGGAAGCUAACGUCAAAUGUAUUGCUGGUCCUAGAGCUGGUUCUGCACCUUCAUUGAGAAUUUCGGAUGUGCUUGCGAAUGCUGGCACUAAGAGAAAGGGAGGCAAGACUACUAGUGUUGAGAAGUUGAAAGCUAUGCCUCGAAAAUAUGUCUCUUGCAAUCGUUGCAGAGUCGAAUUCAAAGGCAGAUGUUCACUCAAGCGCGAUGAUGAAGGGCCAUGUAAUCGCUGCGUCAAGGCAAAUGUAGCUUGUACUUUUAAAAUGCUACCUAGCAUCGCCACAACUCCAAGUAAAGAAAAAGGCGAAGGAACAUGGACAGGAACAAGAAAAGAUAUGGCACCAGUUUCCAGAACUCCUCAAGACCUUACCCAAACCAUCAUUCUCGAAUCAACCAAACUCAACGACCGAGUAUGGCGCACCACCCACCCACAUGCACGUCGUAACAAAACUCAACAAAAAGCUUUCUCACGGGCACAACCUUCCUAUUCACCCGACAUUCAAUUUCUAAGCUCGAAGCCUAUCAACCAUUCAAAUAAUCAGAUGACGGAAACCAACAAUAAAUCACAUAUCUCCAACACCCCUACUCCCCAAACCAUCCCCCCAACCUUCGCCAUCCACCACAGAGGCAUCCGCACCAUAACCAUCCCAACCUCCUUCUCGCACCCCCUAAUCUUCAACUACAAACGCGACCCGAUGUCCCUCUACCCCCCCUGCGACUUCCACACCAACCCCUUCUUCGGCCUCUUCGGGUACGGUCCCCGUCUCGUAACCGUCGUCCCCUGGCCUAGCAUCACGGGAGCCGGAUACGAAGAACUAGAAAACGGAUGGGGAGAUUCAGAUGCAGGACAUGAGGUUACGAGAAUGUGUGUUAAGUGUACGUAUGCACGAGUUAGGAUAUUGGGAUGUGCGGAACAUGGGUUCAGACAGAUGCAGGGAUUGGAUGAGCGGAUGAGAGAUGAGGGGUUGGUGAGGGAGAGUGUGGAGGCUUGUGAGGAGGGGUUGAGAAUGGGGAGGUGGGGGAGAGGUGAAGGGGGGGAACCUGGGGUGGGGAGUACAGCGGAGUUGGUUUGGAGGGCGAGGUGGUGUGCGGUUUGUCCGAGGCCGGGGGAUUGGGUUUGUAAGGGUUCUGGUGGGGGAGGAGGGGUGGAGGGAGGGAGGAGGGAGGGUUCUUCGCAGGGUAGUCGGGAGAGGGUUAAUAGGGGGUGUGGUUUGAUUCUCUGUGAUACGUGUUAUGGACUUCAUGGAAAAGUUCAGAAGGGAGGAAAGAAGGGUGGGAGAGUAGUAUUGGGGAGGGUUAUUCAAUUAGCGGGUGAGAUGAAUAGGAGAGAGGAUUAUCCGGAUGGGGUGAGGGCUGAUGCGGGAUUUUUGAGAGAAGAUGGGGAAUUGUUUGUUAGGAUGCUAAAGGGGGUUUGUGUGGGAAAUAUGGGGAAGAUUGGUGAAGUGGCUGGGAGCGGAGGUAGUUUGAGGGAAGGAAUGGAAAUUAAGAGAGAGUUCGACGCUAUGGAUUCGAGAGGAAUAAGUUGUUCUACUUCGAAAUACACGCGUGAGAGAGAAUACAGGGGUAAAGAUGAAGCAACCAUUCGAGCAACUACCCCCUUUUCUUCCCCCACAUCAUCUCGUCAAAAUCCCACACCAACUAUAACUAAGAACCUAAAAGAAAAAGAACAAAAACCCAUCUAUCCAGCUACUCCUCUAUCCCAACACCAUCCCCAACCACAACAACUCCCCCACCCACCCACAACACAUAAAAACCAAGCACCACCACCACGCCCCGAGAGAAGAAUAACCAAGAACUCAGAAAAUAAUAUCACUACCACCACCAAUACCACCACUACCACUAUCAACAGCACUACUAAUAAUAACAAUAACAAUCAUAACCAUAAACACAGAAAGAUAAUCCAAAAAUCCGGGGAUAUUAAAGAAGAAAUAAGUUUCCUUCCGGGAAGGAUGAGAGAUGGAGAUGGAGUGAUGGGGACACAUGUACAGAUGAUUAGACGGAAUAAUAAUGAUCAAGAUCAAGCGUUUAGAAAUGAGUUUGGAUUUGCAGAUGAUCAUGAUCAUGAUCAUGGGGGGCAAGGGAUAAGUGGUGGAGGAUGGAAGGGGAGGGGUGUGGAUGGAGAUGGGGAUGGAGAUGGGGAUGGAGAUGGGGAUGGAGAUGGGGAUGGAGAUGGGGAUGGAGAUGGGGAUGGAGAUGGGGAUGGAGAUGGGGAUGGAGAUGAAGUGGUGCGGAGUAUUGAGAGGGAGGUUAUUGAAUUAAGCGAUUGA
Messenger RNA from Sclerotinia sclerotiorum 1980 UF-70, 3606 nucleotides. RefSeq lists its product with no specific name. The record is from RefSeq and is a predicted model, not a curated record. Gene Ontology annotation, biological process: regulation of DNA-templated transcription. Gene Ontology annotation, molecular function: DNA-binding transcription factor activity, RNA polymerase II-specific; zinc ion binding. Bases 1 to 3606 code for a protein of 1201 amino acids. The transcript is spliced from 5 exons. NCBI's taxonomy places the organism in Eukaryota, Fungi, Ascomycota, Leotiomycetes, Helotiales, Sclerotiniaceae.